Messenger RNA from Cariama cristata (Red-legged seriema), 1932 nucleotides. RefSeq names its product factor interacting with PAPOLA and CPSF1 (gene FIP1L1). Gene Ontology annotation, molecular function: RNA binding. Gene Ontology annotation, cellular component: mRNA cleavage and polyadenylation specificity factor complex. The transcript is spliced from 18 exons. Bases 1 to 1755 code for a protein of 584 amino acids. Lineage: Eukaryota; Metazoa; Chordata; Aves; Cariamiformes; Cariamidae. The record is from RefSeq and is a predicted model, not a curated record.
AUGGCGCUCCUGCCCCACACGCAGCCCUGGGGCGGCAGAGCCUCUCCUCAGUACUCCUCUGCCCGGGCCUCCAGCGUUGAAGAAGCAGAGAGACCAGAGGAAGAAAAAGCUAGUGCUCCACCCCCACCUGGAAAUGAAGAGGAAGCUGCUGAAAAUGGCGUUGUGAAAACGAAGGUGGCAGAGGCUGAGGAUGACAGUGAUAGUGAUAGCGAUGAUGAUGAAGAUGAUGUUCAAGUCACCAUAGGGGAUAUUAAAACAGGAGCUCCACAAUAUAGUUACGGAGCAGCACCUGUGAAUCUCAAUAUUAAGACAGGAGGACGAGCUUAUGGAUCUUCUGGUGCAAAAGUUAAAGGGGUGGAUCUAGAUGCACCAGGCAGCAUUAAUGGUGUGCCCCUUCUGGAAGUAGAUUUAGAUUCUUUUGAAGAUAAACCCUGGAGAAAACCAGGGGCUGAUCUCUCUGAUUACUUCAACUAUGGGUUCAAUGAAGAUACUUGGAAAGCUUACUGUGAAAAACAAAAGAGAAUACGAAUGGGUCUUGAAAUUUUACCAGUUACCUCAACCACAAAUAAAAUUACGGCUGAAGACAAUGCUAUGGAAGUAAGACCAAGUGCAGAGAUUCUCGAUGGCAGAUACCAUCUUUUUAAGGUACAGCAGGGCAGAACUGGAAAUUUGGAGAAAGAGUUGGCAGUGCAGUCGACCAAAGCUGAUUUCACAUCUCCUCCUGCCUUAUUCAAAUCAGGAAUUCCAACAAACAGAAGCAGCACCUCUUCUCAGUCACAGGUGCGCACUUCCUCCAGAAAAACCAGUUCAGGCAUCGGAAAGUGGUGGGAACAAUAUAGGAGGGACAAAUCACCUGAAUUAAUGCGAUUACCUGGCACAAUAGAUGUGAUUGGACAGACCAUUACUAUCAGCAGGGUGGAAGGACGACGGCGCGCUAAUGAAAACAGCAACAUACAGGUUCUUUCAGAACGAUCUAAUCCUGAAGUAGACAAUUUUACCAAGCCACCUCCAUUUUUCCCUCCAGGAGCUCCACCUACCCAUCUUCCACCACCUCCUUUCCUCCCACCCCCUCCAACUGUCAGUACUGCACCACCUCUGAUUCCCCCACCAGGUAUACCAAUAACAGUGCCACCACCAGGCUUUCCACCACCACCUGGCGGUCCUCCACCUUCCCUCAUACCCACAAUAGAAAGUGGACAUUCUUCUGGCUAUGAUGGUCGUUCUGUUCGUGCAUUUUCGUAUGGCAGUGUCACCUUUCCGCACCUUGCAGGUUCUGCUCCUUCAUGGUCUAGUCUUAUGGACACCAGCAAACAGUGGGAUUACUAUGCACGAAGAGAGAAGGACAGAGAACGUGAGAGAGAGCGGUCCCGAGAUCGGGAUCGCGACCGGGACCGAGACAGAGAUCGAGAACGUACCAGAGACCGGGAAAGGGACCGAGAUCACAGUCCAACUCCAAGUGUAUUCAACAGUGAUGAAGAACGAUACAGAUACAGAGACUAUGCAGAAAGAGGCUAUGACCGUCAUAGAACAAGUAGAGAGAAAGAAGACCGACACAGAGAAAGGAGACACAGAGAGAAGGAAGAGACUAGACACAAGUCAUCUCGAAGUAACAGCAGACGUCGUCAUGACAGUGAAGAAGGGGACAGCCACAGAAGGCACAAACACAAAAAAUCCAAAAGAAGCAAAGAAGGAAAAGAAGCCAGCAGUGAACCUGCUCCUGAACAGGAAAACACUGAAGCUGCCACUGUGGAAUAGGCUUGUGUGAUUUUUUUUGCCUACUUGCAUAUAUAUUAGUGCCAGAAAUAGAUUACUAUAAAUCUUGUUAUUUUUCUGGGUAUUAAAAUAAUUUGCUCUUAGUCUUGUUCUGUUAGUUUGAAAUCAAAGGUUACUUUGGUUUUUUUGAAAAUAAAAAAAAUGAUUUUUUCAUGUUAA